UUUAAACUUACCAUACUGAAUGUCAGUUGUCGAUGCAGUUUGACUGUCAAAUCUCUUUUACAUUUUACACUGUGUUUGGUCGGCACGUGGAAAAAAUAUUUUAGCCAUUAUGGUUACUCAAAAGAAGCAAAAAAAGGCUAUUGAGAGCAUCAACAGCAGAUUGGCUCUCGUUAUGAAGUCGGGAAAAUAUUGUUUAGGUUACAAACAAACACUGAAGACCCUUAGACAAGGAAAAGCUAAAUUGAUCAUCAUAGCGAACAACACCCCACCCCUCAGAAAGUCAGAAAUUGAAUACUAUGCGAUGCUGGCCAAAACUGGUGUUCACCACUAUACUGGAAAUAAUGUUGAAUUAGGAACCGCCUGUGGGAAAUAUUUCAGAGUGUGUGCCAUGUCAAUUACUGAUCCAGGAGACUCUGAUAUCAUCAAGUCCAUGCCUGCUGGAGAUGGUGGUCCACACUAAAAAUUUUCUAAUUUAGUUUUUUAUUUAAAAUAAAGGAUUUAAAAUGGAAA
Messenger RNA from Cylas formicarius (sweet potato weevil), 510 nucleotides. RefSeq names its product large ribosomal subunit protein eL30 (gene RpL30). Gene Ontology annotation, cellular component: cytosolic large ribosomal subunit. NCBI's taxonomy places the organism in Eukaryota, Metazoa, Arthropoda, Insecta, Coleoptera, Brentidae. The record is from RefSeq and is a predicted model, not a curated record. The transcript is spliced from 3 exons. The coding region runs from base 110 to 460 and encodes 116 amino acids. Gene Ontology annotation, molecular function: RNA binding; structural constituent of ribosome.